AUGGGAGGAUUUGUGAAGACAAACAACAAGGGCGACACGCAACAACAUGCCGCCGCCGCCGCCUCCGCUGCCUACGGGGCCGGCGGCAGGAAAAAAUUCUGCUGCGGGUGCUGCAGAGUGAGAACGCUUGAUACGGUCGCAACUUCGCGGGUAGUGUCCGCGAGAUCACUUCUGGUCUUUCGCGUUGGGGUGCUCCUCGUUCUCGUGGUCGCUGGGACCUGGCUGACCUGGAGGACCCGCGACAAGCCGCUGUGCCUGCCGGACUGGAGCUUCGUUGCGGCAAUCCUGUACUUCGUCGUGGCCGUCGCAGCAUGUCUCCGAUAUGCACAUCUCGCUCGUUGGAACCCCGCGCCAGAGUCGGCGAACAGCAGCUUGGCGAGCUCGUUUGCUUUAUUGGUGCUGGAGAUCUCGGUGGUCUUCCAGACCAUCGCCGUAAUUAUCACUUGGCUCGAAUACGCUCGAGACGAUGAGGGGCAAGGGCGUGCCGUAGUAAGCUCGAUCGGGCUGGGAGUGCUCCUGGCGGAUUUAGUUGUUAACCAGUGCACGGUGGAGGCGAAGCACGCGUGGGUUUUGCUCGCCUUCCUGUUGGCUUGGGUGGUCGAACAGGUGGCUUGGGUGUCAGCGGACUCCGAGCACGAGGCCUGUUACGAGGUGUUCGACGCUGAGGGGCUGAACAACGCAUUAUCGGCCGUGGUCGCUUCGCUCGUUGUUGUCGCUUUGGCGUUCGCGUACGCCGCGCUGUGCGUCCAGCGCGACCGUCUCCUGUCCCGGUUCGGGUUCGGCCCCGGCCCGGACCGCGCGCGGCAGGACGACGUGGAGGAAGACCUCGGCGACGAGGCGGCCGUGACGCGGGUCAUGACCCUGCCCCCAAUGACCCAGCCGGUCCCGGCGCCGCUGGCGUCGGAGCGCUCGUACGUGGUCAACCCGGUCUUCGCCGGCAAGGGCUCGAGGAUGAAGCGCAACCCCUUGCCGCACGGCGUGAAGCGCAGCGGCAGCAGCGGCGGGGGGGGCGAGCGGCGAACGUCGCUCGCGUCCAUGGAGACGGACAUGUCGUCCGGGGAAGAUCACGAGGCGGGGUGGCCGCUGGACGGGGACGUUAAGAACUCGGGCGCCGCCGGCAGCAGGCACUCGAGAGGGUCGUCCGCGGACGCCGGCAUGCCGAACCACCUCUCUUCUUGGGCCGGCUACGGGGGCGGCGGAGCGGCGGCCUGGGUGCGCUCGGGGCGAGAGGCCCCGCCACCAUUAGUUGUGCGGAGUGGUGGCAAGGAAAGCCAUCGGCGGACGAAUUCCAAGUAGGAAGGUUGGGGGCAGAAAACACACGUUUAUUUACUCAUUUUUUGUUCGCUCUUUCGUAUGGUACAUAAUUUUGGUCGAUGUUGCGGGAGGGCGGCCGGCAGGUCUUUGUAUGUAAAUGCCAAGAAUACCUGCUCACUGGCGUUUCCUGUUGGGGUAUGGUCGUCGCUUUCGCGUGCGAGGUUGAUUGGUCACCGCUUCUGACGACUCGACUCGUCUGCUGUAGGCGACUGUGUCACAUGGCGCGCGUAAUUUCUGGCUGUUGUCGAGAACCGACGUCUGCGUUGGUACCUGCUGUGGACACGAGGGGAAGGUUACCCAUUCUUGAAGUCUCCCCACAAAGCGUUGGGGGGAAACGCGUUGAGGAGGGUACUAAGCGUUCGGCACGCACCAGAAUGCCUCCUUCUUGUUUCUAACUUUGCAUGUUGAAUAACAGCCCCAAGAGUCUGCAGGCACCAAUGGGUACAGACGUGCACGAGUCGACCCACUCCUCCUCGUGUGCUUUCAUCUAGCUCACGCCGCAGGUAGGUCUUGUGGUUCUUCUAUGUUGGGACUUUGUGCCUAUCCUAUCCUUCAUUUGGUCUUUCUGGAACUCCGGUAGUGAAGAGUGUAUCAGAUUUUGUUUUUCGGGAUUUAGUGGUACUCCGGUUAUUUUUUUAGUUUUUUUGGUAUUGUGUACUUG
This is a messenger RNA of Ectocarpus siliculosus, 1975 nucleotides long. NCBI's taxonomy places the organism in Eukaryota, Phaeophyceae, Ectocarpales, Ectocarpaceae. The record is from the annotation of a GenBank genome assembly.